AUGGGAAGAGGAAAAAUCGAAGUCACCUACCCUCUUGAGCAGCUGAGUGCACAUGCUAAACCUCUCAUUAUCCAAUUACGAAAACGCCUCCCUCUCCUCAUGCCUACUCUCCCCGUCCCUAUUCCCCCCAUCCCUACUCUCCCCGUCCCUACUCUCUCCGUCCCUACUCUCCUCGUUCCUACUCUUCCCGUCCCUAUACUCCCUGUCCCUACUCUCCCCGUCCCUACUCUCCCCAUCCCUACUCUCCCCGUCCCUCCUCUCCCUGUCCAUACUCUCCCCGUCCCUAUUCUCUUCUUCCCGUCCCUACUUUCCCCGUCCCUAUUCUCCCUGUCCCUAUGCUUUCCGUCCCAACUCUCCCCAUCCCUACUCUCCCCGUCCCUUCUCUCAACGUCACUUCUCCCCCGUCCCUACUCUCCCCGUCCCUUCUCUCCCCGUCCCUACUCUCCCCAUCCCUAUUCGCUUCUCCCCAUCCCUACUCUCCCCAUCCCUACUCUCUCCGUCCCUACUCUCACCGUCCCUAAUCUCCCCAUCCCUACUGUUCCCGUCCCUUCUCUCCCCGUCCCUUCUCUCCCUGUCCCUACUCUCCCCGUCCCUACUCUCCCCGUCACUACUCUCUCCGUCCCUACUCUCUCCGUCCCUACUCUCCCCGUCCCUACUCUCCCCGUCCCUACUCUCCCUGUCCCUACUCUCCCCGUCCCUACUCUCUCCGUCUCUACUCUCCCCGUCCCAACUCUCCCCGUACCUACUCUAGUCGUGCAUACUUCCAUCGUCCCUAUUUCCGCCUGCCUCUCUGCUUGA
Molecule: messenger RNA, 798 nt
Organism: Closterium sp. NIES-65
Lineage: Eukaryota; Viridiplantae; Streptophyta; Zygnematophyceae; Desmidiales; Closteriaceae
Source: the annotation of a GenBank genome assembly